Molecule: messenger RNA, 5843 nt
Organism: Trachemys scripta elegans
Lineage: Eukaryota; Metazoa; Chordata; Testudines; Emydidae
Gene: PC
Product: pyruvate carboxylase
Exons: 22
Coding region: 237-3776 (1179 amino acids)
Biological process (GO): pyruvate metabolic process; gluconeogenesis
Cellular component (GO): cytoplasm
Molecular function (GO): ATP binding; pyruvate carboxylase activity; metal ion binding
Source: RefSeq, a predicted model, not a curated record
GGCAUCACUCCGGGGGGCUAGCACAGCUUGUGUAUAAAGACACAGGCGAUCAGGGACGUCCAGCCAGGGCAGGCGCUGCCUUGACGUCGCUUCCUCCUCAGAGCGAAUCUCACAGAUCCGACUGGGGGGAGAAGCCAGCCCAGAGCCUGAUGACACCUGAAAGCUAAUUUUGGGCCCGUGCGUCGGAGGCGCGAUUGAUUCUUGGCUGUAAAAAUAAAUCUGCUGCUAAACGCCUGAUGCUGCAGCUGUGUUUCAUGAGAGGGGGCCUCGGGUUCCUGGGCGCCAAGCGCCUCUCCCUGAUCCAUGCCGCCUUCCAGAGCACCCAGCGGGUGGAGUACAAGCCCAUCAAGAAAGUCAUGGUGGCCAACAGAGGGGAAAUUGCCAUCCGGGUGUUCCGAGCCUGCACCGAGCUGGGGAUCCGGACGGUGGCCGUCUAUUCCGAGCAGGACACAGGGCACAUGCACAGACAGAAGGCGGAUGAGGCUUAUCUCAUUGGGAAGGGAUUGCCCCCAGUCCAGGCGUAUUUGCACAUUCCUGACAUCAUCAAAGUAGCCAAGGAGAAUGAAGUGGAUGCUGUGCACCCCGGCUAUGGCUUCCUGUCUGAGCGCGCAGACUUCGCCCAGGCUUGCAGUGAUGCUGGAGUACGCUUCAUCGGCCCCAGCCCAGAGGUGGUACGCAAGAUGGGUGACAAGGUGGAAGCCCGCGCCAUCGCCAUUACUGCAGGGGUCCCUGUGGUGCCAGGCACUGACUCCCCAAUAUCAUCUCUCAAUGAGGCCCAUGAGUUCUCCAACAAGUAUGGCUUCCCUAUCAUCUUCAAAGCUGCAUAUGGCGGAGGCGGACGGGGCAUGAGAGUCGUUCGCAGCUAUGAGGAGCUGGAGGAGAAUUACACCCGGGCAUUCUCGGAGGCGCUGUCUGCUUUUGGGAACGGGGCUCUCUUUGUGGAGAAGUUCAUCGAGAAGCCAAGACACAUUGAGGUCCAGAUUCUGGGGGACAAGUAUGGGAAUGUGGUGCACCUUUACGAGCGGGACUGCUCCAUUCAGAGGCGGCACCAAAAGGUUGUGGAGAUUGCCCCGGCAGCUCACCUCGACUCCCAGCUCCGUACCAAACUCAACAAUGAUGCCGUCAGACUGGCCAAGCAGGUAGGAUAUGAAAAUGCCGGCACCGUGGAGUUCCUGGUAGAUAAACAUGGCAAACACUACUUCAUUGAGGUGAAUUCCCGGCUUCAAGUGGAGCACACAGUGACAGAAGAGAUCACAGACGUGGACCUGGUGCAUGCCCAGAUCCACAUCGCGGAGGGGAAGAGCCUGGCAGAGUUGGGCCUGCGGCAGGACAGCAUACGCAUCAAUGGCUGUGCCAUCCAGUGCCGCGUCACCACCGAGGACCCCUCCCGUGGCUUCCAGCCCGACACCGGCCGCAUUGAGGUUUUCCGAAGCGGGGAGGGCAUGGGUAUCCGUCUGGACAGCGCUUCCGCCUUCCAGGGGGCUGUCAUCUCCCCUCACUAUGAUUCCCUGCUGGUCAAGGUGAUUGCCCAUGGGAAGGACCACCCCACGGCUGCCUCCAAGAUGAGCCGAGCCCUGGCCGAGUUCCGCAUCCGAGGCGUCAAGACCAACAUCCCCUUCCUGCAAAACGUGCUGAGCAAUGACCAGUUCCUGCGGGGCACGGUAGACACACAGUUCAUCGACGAGAACCCUGAGCUCUUCAAUCUGCGCCCGGUCCAGAACAGGGCCCAGAAGCUGCUACGUUAUCUGGGCCACGUGAUGGUCAACGGCCCCAUCACGCCCAUCCCUGUCAAGGCCCGCCCAUCUCCCAUUGAUCCAGUCGUGCCCACUGUGCCUUUGGGUGACCCCCCUACUGGCUUCCGAGAUAUCCUGCUCCGGGAGGGUCCCCAGGGCUUUGCCAAGGCUGUGCGGCAGCACCCUGGGCUGCUGCUCAUGGACACGACCUUCCGGGAUGCUCACCAGUCCCUGCUAGCCACCCGUGUCCGCACACAUGACCUCAAGAAGAUCUCGCCCUUCGUGGCCCACAACUUCAACAAUCUCUUCAGCAUUGAGAACUGGGGAGGUGCCACAUUUGACGUCGCCAUGCGCUUCCUGUAUGAGUGCCCGUGGCAGCGGCUGCAGGAGCUCCGUGAGCUCAUCCCCAACAUCCCCUUCCAGAUGCUGCUGCGGGGGGCCAACGCCGUGGGGUACACCAACUACCCCGACAACUCCGUCUUCAAGUUCUGUGAAGUGGCAAAGGAGAAUGGCAUGGACAUCUUCCGUGUCUUCGACUCCCUCAAUUACCUGCCCAACAUGCUGCUGGGGAUGGAGGCGGCGGGGCAAGCCGGGGGGGUGGUGGAGGCCGCAAUCUCCUACACGGGAGACGUGGCCGACCCAACCCGCACCAAAUACACGCUGGAAUACUACGUCCAGCUGGCCGAGGAGCUGGUGAAAGCGGGGACGCACAUCCUCUGCAUCAAGGACAUGGCUGGGCUGCUGAAGCCGCGCGCCUCGGAGCUGCUGGUGGGGGCGCUGCGCCAGCGCUUCCCCGAGGUACCCAUCCACAUCCACACCCACGACACCUCCGGGGCGGGCGUGGCCUCCAUGCUCGCCUGCGCCGCCGGCGGCGCUGACAUCGUCGAUGUGGCCGUGGACGCCAUGUCCGGCAUGACCUCGCAGCCCAGCAUGGGCGCCUUGGUGGCCUGCACCCGGGGCACCAGCCAGGACACAGGCAUCCAGAUGGAGAAGGUGUUUGACUACAGCGAGUACUGGGAGAUGGCGCGGGGCCUGUACGCCGCCUUCGACUGCACGGCCACCAUGAAGUCGGGCAACGCCGACGUGUAUGAGAACGAGAUCCCGGGCGGCCAGUACACCAACCUGCACUUCCAGGCCCACAGCAUGGGGCUGGGCAACAAGUUCAAGCAGGUCAAGAAGGCCUACGUCGAAGCCAACAAGCUGCUGGGGGAUCUCAUCAAGGUGACGCCGUCAUCGAAGAUCGUGGGGGACCUGGCGCAGUUCAUGGUGCAGAACAACCUGUCGCGGCAGGAGGUGGAGGCCAUGGCAGACGAGCUCUCCUUCCCGCUCUCCGUGGUGGAGUUCCUGCAGGGCUACAUCGGCAUCCCCUACGGGGGCUUCCCUGAGCCCUUCCGCUCCAAGGUGCUGAAGGACCUGCCCCGCAUUGAGGGGCGCCCGGGGGCCUCGCUGCCUGCCCUGGACUUCCAGCAGCUGGAGAAGGAACUGCGCACGCGGCACCAGGAGGAGGAGAUCACCCCCGAGGACGUGCUCUCGGCCGCCAUGUACCCCAAGGUGUUCGACGAGUUCAAGGAGUUCACGGCCACCUUUGGCCCCGUCGAGUGCCUCAAUACCCGCCUCUUCCUGGAGGGGCCCAAGAUCGCUGAGGAGUUCGAGGUGGAGCUGGAACGUGGAAAGACCCUGCACAUCAAAGCCCUCGCUCUGGGAGACCUGAACCGGGCUGGCCAACGUGAGGUCUUCUUCGAACUCAAUGGGCAGCUGCGCUCCAUCCUGGUCAAGGACACACAAGCCAUGAAGGAGAUGCAUUUCCACCCCAAGGCGCUGAAGGACAUCAAGGGCCAGAUUGGGGCCCCCAUGCCUGGCAAGGUCAUCGACAUCAAGGUGGAGGAGGGGGCAAAGGUCAGCAAGGGGCAGCCCCUCUGUGUGCUCAGCGCCAUGAAGAUGGAGACCGUAGUCAACUCCCCCGUGGCCGGCACAGUCAAAAAGAUCUAUGUCAAACCGGACAUGAACCUAGAGGGGGAUGACCUCAUCCUGGAAAUCGAAUAGGCCCCGCCUCCCCUCCCCCCCCCCCCGCUGCAUUCUGCUUCCCCUCCCCCAUUCCGGACAGAGACCUGCCCCCCAAUGUGUCGGAUGCAGCCGGCACACUGUCACUUUAAGGGCAUGCCAUGCCCACUUUUAACCCUUUGCUUGCAGGAGACGCACCAGCUUUUUUCUCUCCCCCAACCCAGUCCUGCAAUCCCUAUUGGAGUCCUGCUUAGCCUCAGAGUCACGCACCUUAUGGGGGAAGUGCAGUUCCUUCCACCACCAUCAGGGAAGCCUGUGGAUCAUGCAGCCUGGUGUGCAAUUCCUUCUGUCGCUACCAGGGGGUGUCUGUGCACCUGUCAUGGAUUGACAGGGCUGUGUUAUGCCCCAGUCUUUACACAGUCUUUUGGCUGUGACCCUGGUGGUGUGCCAGACCCACACUUUCCCCAGGCACCCAUGUGGCCUCAGCAACUCCAGGACUGGGCCUUUGGGUGCCAACCCCCCUUCUCCCCCCGUGAGCUCCAGACAGUCCAGCUGCCAUCAGACUGCUGUAGAGACUCUCCCUUCUCCGGGAGCGACGCACCCAGAGAUGAUCUGCAGCGAGGCCGGGCAGCCUGGCCAGGCCGAUGGAGCAUUGAUUAGUCACCUGGGGUCCAGCGUCGCAGGGUCCUCAGGCCAGAGCCUGUGUUGGUGGGAGCCAGGACCCCAGCAUGUCCUGCUGUCCUGAGACCCUGUUUUGCUCUCUGUCCCUGCUGCUUACCCCUGUUCUCCCUUUGUUUCCGGCUCCAGGUCUUUGCCCUCUGCCUCCCUGCGGAGUGCUGGAGAGAGUCCCUGCUCUCAGCUGCAUUGGCCUUGCAGGGUCCUGUGGGCCCAUUGGCAGGCCCUUGCCAAUGCAAGGCCUUCCAUUUGUGUGUCUAUUGCAGUCCGGUCCAGUUCCAGCCCAGGCUGCAGGCAUGUCAGACCCCGUCCUUUAGCUCCUGAGCUCAUGGACACAAUCAGCUCUCCCCGCCCCCCAGAGGGCAGCGAUGCAAAGUGGCCAGUCUGGAGUAACCCAGAUAGUUCAUAACUGUACAAAGAAGUCCCACAUGUAUCUCAGCAUCAUGCAGCCUGGGGUGCAGUUCCCUCUGCCUCCAUCAGGGGGUAUCUGAUCUCAGAGGCUAAGCAUUGCCGGGGAGGUGCUGUCCCCUCCCAUCCCACUUACUCUGCUGCCAAUUGCAUUAUACCCAUCAACUGCCGGGAGGUGCUGCCCCAUCCAGCCCAGUUACCCCCUUGCACCAUGUGGGGUGCUGUCCCCCUACGCCUCCAGCCCAGGUACCCCCCAACUCUGCGGGGCACCUUCCUCACAGGCUGCCACUGCUUUCUAUGCCCCCCAAUAGCUGCUGCCCCCCACUCCCGGCUCAACCAUGACUCCUUUCUCCCUUGGGGCAGAACAGUGCCCCACCUGAGCUCCUGGGUCCUGCCCCUGGCUGCAGGGGGGGAGGGGCUCCUUUCCCCUGCCAUGCUGUCUCAGAGGACCCCUCAGCUGAGGGGGCUCCUCGUGCUGCUUGAACCCUGGGUUAGUCUAAUGCGUAAUCAGGUUUCUUUUCUAUUGUCUUAAUUGCCAAUCCCUGCCCCCAAAUACGUACGCCCCUCCCCCCUUCAGAGCAGGGGGGGAAUCAGGGGUAUCACCAGCCAUGGAUUGCCCCCAUCCCUGCUCCCGGCGACCCCCAUCCUCGUGUCGAUCUGGAUGGGGCACUCUAUGGGGGCACCGCAUGGAGAGGUGGUGAGAGGGGGCACCCAGUGGGUAGCGACCAAAGCAAUCAUGCUGGGUUUUAGGGGGGGAGGGGUGUCAGAUGUUUACAGGGUUGUUUGCCCAGAGCUGGGGGAGGGGGUAGAUCCCUUCCCCCCCUGCCUGAGGGCAUGGGAACAAACCUCACAUCCGUGAGGACAGUCUGCGGUGCAGGAGCUGCCAAGCGGGAUUCCGUUAGGGCCCCUCCCCAGCGCCCUCUUGGGCUGGAAGGGUCAAGGCCGUUUUGGGAAGGACUCAGUGACUUGGGGUCCCUGAGGGUCCGGCUCCAGCUGGCCAAUAAAAUUCAUCUCACUAACCGCUCA